UCCAGGGGACGGUUGCUGAGCGGCCCUGGGAUCCCAGGUCGCGGCGCCUCCCGCCCGACCGUCUCUACACCAUCGAUCGGGGCUAGCUAACCCGACCCGCGCCGGACGGGCAAGCCGGAUUGAGAGAAUUCCCUGAGCUGGUAUAUCAGUUGCCACAGGCACUGGAGGUGACGGCAGAGCUAGCAGCCGGCAAGAUGGCAGACGAGGCCUUAGCUGGACUGGACGAGGGGGCCCUCCGGAAAAUGCUAGAGGUCACAGCCGACCUGGCAGAGCGGCGGCGGAUCCGCUCCGCCAUCCGGGAACUGCAGCGGCAGGAGCUGGAGCGAGAGGAGGAAGCGCUGGCAUCCAAACGCUUCCGUGCAGAGCGGCAGGAUCACAAGGAGAACUGGCUGCAUUCUCAGCAGCGACAAGCCGAGCAGCGGGCAGCCCUGGCACGGUUGGCGGGGCGGCUGGAGUCCAUGAAUGACGUGGAGGAGUUGACCACUCUGCUGAGGAGCGCCGGUGAGUACGAGGAGCGCAAGCUGAUCCGAGCUGCCAUCCGUCGGGUCCGGGCACAGGAGAUUGAGGCUGCCACCGUAGCUGGGAGGUUGCGCAGUGGGCGUGCCAACGGUGACUCCGGAGAGGACAACAAGGUGCGGGCAGCACACAGGCUGGACCGGUGUGAGGUGCCAGAGCACAAGGAGCAGGAGCAGUUGACAGAGGUCCCAGUGCCAACUCCAUCUCCCGAGGACACCAGCCAGGAUGUGAGCACAGUGACACUCGUGCUGACGGCCCCACCUGAAGACACAGCCAGCUCGCCUGCCUCACCCGACGAUUCACCUACCACUGCUUCUCCUGAGCCUCCACCAGAGCCUGCUGGGGCCCAGUGUCCUGCUGCUGAGGCCCCGGGCAGCCCUGAGCCAGCUCCCAGCACCCCGGAGGCCCCCAGCCCUGAGCCUCCAGGGUUGCCGGUACCCCCCAGCACUGAGGAGCAAGUGGUCAAGCUCCUGUCUGGCCCCACAGACCCUCCUGCUACCCAGGGCACCACCAGAGGCCUCUCCAACACCAAGAAAGCAGACCUGACUGGGCCCCAGCCUUGCCAACGCUCCCUGUCCGUGCUCAGCCCCCGACAGCCAGCCCAGAAUCAAGAGUCCACCCCCCGUGCCAGUGGACCUUCCCCGUUCCAGAGGGCUGGCUCCGUGCGAGACCGUGUCCGCAAGUUCACGUCUGAUUCUCCUAUGGCUGCCAGGCUCCAGGAUGGGCCACCCCGGGCAGCCCUCGCAUCCCAGACCCCCACAAGGCUCCUGGGCCCCUCCGUCAUCAGCACCACCCCUGCCUCCUCCUCCAGCAGCUCCUCCUCUCGGGGCCCCAGUGACACCUCCUCCGGGUUCAGCAAGGAGCAAAGAGGAACGACUCAGCCCCUGGCCCAGCUUCAGAGCUGCACCCAAGAGGAGGGCCCCGGGGGGCGGGGCUUGGCUGCCAGGUCCCUUGAAAACAGUGCAGGGGGGCCCAGGGCCUGCUCAGAGGAGCCCAGUGCCCCGCUGCCUGUGCCUGUCGGCACUGCAGAGCCAGGGGGCAAUAUGAAGACCACAUUCACCAUUGAAAUCAAGCAUGGCCGUGGCCAGGCCUCCACGGGCCGGGUACUGCUGCCCUCAGGCAACCAGCGGGCAGAACUGACACUAGGGAUGCAGACAUCCCCCACCCUCCUCAGCACCAACAGCGAGGAUAAAAACACUAUCGCCCGUGUCAGCAGCCCUGGGACCCUGGCCCGGCUGGGCAGUGUCACUCAUGUCACCACCUUCAGCCAUGCCUCCCCUGGUAGCCGAGGAGGCUACAGCGUUAAGAUGGAGCCAGAGCCCGCAGAGCCCCCCUCGGUGGCCAUAGAGGCAGCUAAUGGCACAGACCAGACCCGGAUGGACAAAGCACCAGAGGGACGGAGCCCUCUGAGCCGCGAGCAGCUGAUGGCCAUCGAGGAUGAAGGCGUCCUGGACAAGAUGCUGGAUCAGACCACGGACUUCGAGGAGCGGAAACUCAUCCGGGCCGCACUCCGCGAGCUCCGACAAAGGAAGAGAGACCAGCGGGACAAGGAGAGAGAACGGCGGCUGCAGGAGGCACGGGCCCGGCCAGGGGAGGGCCGAAGCAACACGGCCACAGAGACCACCACAAGGCACAGCCAACGGGCAGCUGAUGGCUCGACUGUCAGCACUGUUACCAAGACCGAGCGGCUUGUCCACUCCAAUGAUGGCACACGGACAGCCCGCACCACCACCAUGGAGUCGAGUUUCGUGAGGCGCUCAGAGAAUGGCAGUGGCAGUACCACAGUGCAAACCAAGACCUUCUCUUCUUCCUCCUCAUCCAAGAAAAUGGGCAGCAUCUUCGACCGGGAGGACCAAACCAGUCCACGGCCGGGCAGCCUGGCGGCGCUGGAGAAACGCCAAGCAGAGAAGAAGAAAGAGCUGAUGAAGGCGCAGAGUCUGCCCAAGACCUCCGCGUCCCAAGCGCGCAAGGCCAUGAUUGAGAAGCUGGAGAAGGAGGGGGCCGCGGGGAGCCCUGGAGGACCCCGGACAGCUGUGCAGCGCUCCACCAGCUUCGGGGUCCCCAACGCCAACAGCAUCAAGCAGAUGUUGCUGGACUGGUGCCGAGCCAAGACCCGUGGCUACGAGCAUGUGGACAUCCAGAACUUCUCCUCCAGCUGGAGUGACGGGAUGGCCUUCUGUGCCCUGGUGCACAACUUCUUCCCUGAGGCCUUCGACUACGGGCAGCUUAGCCCCCAGAACCGGCGCCAAAACUUCGAGGUGGCCUUCUCGUCUGCUGAGACCCAUGCGGACUGCCCGCAGCUCCUGGAUACAGAGGACAUGGUGCGGCUUCGAGAGCCCGACUGGAAGUGCGUGUACACGUACAUCCAGGAGUUCUACCGCUGUCUGGUCCAGAAGGGGCUGGUAAAAACCAAAAAGUCCUAACCCCUGCUCCAGGCCCCACGGAUGCUGGUGGACUGCGUACCCCUGGUGGAGGUGGAGGACAUGAUGGUCAUGGGCAAGAAGCCAGACCCCAAGUGCGUCUUCACCUACGUGCAGUCGCUCUACAACCACCUGCGGCGCCACGAGCUGCGCCUGCGCGGCAAGAACGUCUAGCCCGCCGCCCCGCACCGCCCACGCCGCCGGCCGCCGCCGCCACCCCGGCACCGUCAGCCUCCUGCGCGCCCACCGCUGCCGCGUCGUCGCGACACCCUCCCCGCCCCCACACGCAGCCUUUUGAUAAAUUAUUGGUUUUCAACGA
Messenger RNA from Castor canadensis (American beaver), 3255 nucleotides. It is a transcript of the gene Smtn, whose product is annotated as smoothelin. Gene Ontology annotation, molecular function: protein binding. Lineage: Eukaryota; Metazoa; Chordata; Mammalia; Rodentia; Castoridae. The record is from RefSeq and is a predicted model, not a curated record.